AUGGGAUCACUGUAUCGGUCAGAGCAGAUGCGAUUCUGCCAAAUGAUUGUCCAGAAAGAUGCCGCAUUUUCAUGUGUUGCUGAACUUGGCAAACAUCCUUAUGUUCAAUUUAAAGAUCUGAAUGCUCAUGUCAGUCCUUUUCAAAGAAUGUAUCUUCGUGACAUUCAACGCUUUGAAGAAUUGGAGCGAAAGUUGAGAUUUCUUGAUGUUCAAAUGCGUAAAGAUGAUAUUGAAGUUAAUGAUGAUGUUAACGAUGAUGAUACAUAUGAAGUACUGGAACCACAUGAACUCAAUCAACUUGAGGGGACACUGAUUGAUUUAGAGCGUGAUAUAAUCAGCAUGAACGAAAACAAUAUAAUUUUGAAACGAAAUUAUUUGGAGUUAAAAGAAUGGGAAGCAAUUCUGGAGAAAACUGAUCAUUUCUUCGAAGAAGGUAUUAGUGACGUUGCAAUGCAUGAAAUUGAAGCAGUACAAGAAGAUGCUGCGCUUGUACUCCGAAGUGGAAAAGAGCCUAUAGGAUUUUUGGCAGGUGUCAUUAAUCGUGAUCGUGUGAAUGCCUUCGAAAAAGUUUUGUGGCGAGCUUGUCAUAAAACAGCAUUUGGUGAAAUGUGCUCGAAAUCAGUCUUUUUGAUUUUCUACAAAGGUGAUCGCCUACGGAUUAUCAUUGAGAAAGUUUGUGAAGGAUUCAAAACUAAACUCUACAACAAUUGUCCGAAGAACAGUAAGGAUCGUCAUGCAGCAGCACGUGAUGUUAAAGCUCGCAUAUCGGAUAUGCGUACUGUACUGGGCCAAACUCAAGAGCAUCGGUAUAAAGUACUUCAGGCUGCUUCCAAUUCUGUCAGGCAAUGGCAAAAAGAGGUUCGCAUGCAAAAAUCAGUUUACUACACUUUGAAUCUCUUUACAUUUGAUGCUAUCGGUAAAUUUUUCGUUGCUGAAUGUUGGGUACCAUACGCUGACCUGGAAAAUGUUCGUUUGGCUCUUGAAGAAGGAGUGAGGAAAAGUGGUAGCAGUGUGAGACCUGUUCUGAAUCUUCUGGAAACUACCGAAGAGCCACCAACAUACAAUCGAGUUAACAAAUUCACGAAAGUCUUCCAGGCGAUCGUUGAUUCGUAUGGUACUGCCUCCUAUUUGGAAAUCAAUCCCGCUCCUUAUACAAUCAUAACAUUUCCAUUUGUUUUCUCAUGCAUGUUUGGUGAUCUUGGACACGGUAUUAUAAUGCUCCUUGCUGGUUUAUGGAUGGUACUUCGUGAGAAGAAUCUUGCUGCACGCAAUAUUAAGGAUGAGAUUUUUAAAAUGUUCUUCGGUGGUCGUUACAUUAUCUUACUUAUGGGCAUUUUUUCGAUUCAUGCAGGUUUCCUCUACAAUGACCUUUUUGCCAAAUCAUUUAAUCUAUUCGGUUCAAAGUGGCGCAAUCCAUUCCCUAAUGCGGAGAUCGAAUCCUGGAAUAGCCAAUCGGUUCUAAUGCAUAAAGAAAUAACGAUCGCUUUGCCGCCAUCACGAUCCUAUAUGCAUGAUACUGGACCAUACUGGUUUGGUGUAGAUCCUGUAUGGAAUAUGGCAGAAAAUCGAUUAAAUUUUUCAAACUCAUUGAAAAUGAAAUUAUCCGUGAUACUUGGAAUUGCCCAAAUGACAUUUGGAGUAUUUUUAUCACUGUUAAAUUAUAUAUACUUCAAAUCAAAAAUUGAAAUAUACACAGUGUUUAUCCCACAAAUUUUAUUCAUGCUUUGUAUAUUUAUCUAUUUGUGUGCUCAAAUCAUCAUCAAAUGGUUAUUCUUCUGGGUUCGAGAGGAAUACAUCUUUGGGUUACUUUAUCCAGGGUCAAAUUGUGCUCCUUCAUUGUUGAUUGGUCUGAUCAGUAUGUUCAUGUUCAAAGAUCGUCGAGUUGGUUUUCUCAAUGAGGCAAAAAUUGUUGCUCAAAAUGACAGUCAUGUUAUACAUGAGAAAUGGCCAGACUGCUACCUUAGCCAAUGGUAUCCUGGACAGUCAACUUUCGAAGCAUUUUUGGUUAUAAUAGCUGUAAUUUGCGUACCAGUUAUGUUAUUCGGCAAACCGAUUCAUUUUCUGCUACACCGUAAGAAGAGAAAUGCCAUUAGCGACAAUGCUGUUGUAUGGAUGAAUCAGGAAAGCGAGAAGGCAGAGAUAACUUUAAAUGAAAAUGGAAGUGGUUUAAGUAAAAAAGAUUGGGAAGAAACUACAUCUGAUAAUGAAUGUGAGGAAGAGUCUUUUGGGGACGUUAUGGUUCAUCAAGCUAUCCAUACAAUUGAGUAUGUCCUUGGCUGUGUGUCCCAUACAGCAUCAUAUCUUCGAUUAUGGGCUUUAUCACUGGCACAUGCCCAGUUAUCGGAAGUAUUGUGGGAAAUGGUACUUGUACGAGCUUUUGGCAUUUCUGGUAUUGCUGGUUAUGUCGCUGCUUACUCGAUAUUUUUUGCAUUCGGUAUUCUGACUGUUUCGAUUUUGGUACUUAUGGAAGGACUUUCCGCAUUCCUACACACACUCCGACUGCAUUGGGUUGAGUUCCAGUCCAAAUUCUACCUCGGACUCGGUUAUCCCUUUGUGCCUUUCUACUUCAAGGAUGUGCUAUUGAAAGCAAAUGCUGGUGAAAAAUAAGCCGACAUCUAACUAGCUGAAAUAGUACGAACUCAUCAUUAUUAGCGAUAAAUAAUCCUGCUCUUCACAUGAUUUUAUACUGAUGUUAAAAACGACAAUACUCAUUAUGACUAUCAUCGACAAGAAUUACGAAUUCC
Messenger RNA from Loa loa (African eye worm), 2744 nucleotides. RefSeq names its product vacuolar proton pump. Gene Ontology annotation, molecular function: ATPase binding; proton-transporting ATPase activity, rotational mechanism. The transcript has 20 exons. Gene Ontology annotation, biological process: vacuolar acidification; proton transmembrane transport. The record is from RefSeq and is a predicted model, not a curated record. Lineage: Eukaryota; Metazoa; Nematoda; Chromadorea; Rhabditida; Onchocercidae. The coding region runs from base 1 to 2607 and encodes 868 amino acids. Gene Ontology annotation, cellular component: plasma membrane; vacuolar proton-transporting V-type ATPase complex; vacuolar proton-transporting V-type ATPase, V0 domain.